UGCUUUAUUCGAAAUGUCGGAGAGGCUGUCCCAAUAUACUGGGUACACUGAUAAAUCAGACCACUCUGUGUUUAGAACUGCACCACAUUCACACAAAGAAGACUUCACCGGGAGCCAGACUGCUUCGGAACCCGAGAGUGACAUCAAUGUGAUUGGAUGGCAUUGCGAGCAGUUGAACCCAUGUACUGUGGAAGUAGCGGUGGCUGCCUUCAGGACCCCAUCAGUUACAGAUGGCAGCCGACCUCCAAGCACUUUUAAUGAUGGUGGUAGUUCAACAUAUGGGAACCCUGUCAUUGAUUGGCCAGAUUACCGUUCAGGAACCAGUAAAGCUGGAUCCAUAGCAUACACAGAGACAAGGUCAAUGCCUGACUUAUAUUUUGAUGAAUACAGCUUCAAUGAUUGGCCUUGGGUUUGGAUUCGUGUGAGCUUGGUCGUGUUCAUCUUUGCCGGGAUCAUCGCUCUGAUUGGUGUCCUCAUAGGGGUUGGAAUCCUGGAGAGUGCAAAGUGUCACCCAAACUUACAAUGGUGGCAGGGUGGCGUCAUGUACCAUGUCAACCCUCGUGGAUUUUACGACUCUCAGAACCAAGAUGGUGUAGGGGAAUUAAAGGGUGUUGCAAACCAAAUGCAAUAUUUAUCUAACCUUGGCAUUGAAAUCAUUAGACUGUCUAAUCUCUACCAGAGAGAUGAUGAUGGUACUCCACUAAGUUUCGACAGCGUGGACAAUGUAAUAGGGAGAGGACAGGACUUGAAUGAAAUGGUCAGCGGCGCCCAUGAGAAAGGUAUCAGAGUUAUCAUGGACUUCAGGCCUCCAUAUACAAGUAUUGAGCAUAAAUGGUUCAAACAGAGUAUGGUGCAAAGUGACUUCUCGGGAAAUGAGUACAGUGCAUACUACUUUUGGAGGAAACAAGAUUCAUACUUUCAACCGGGAAGUGAUUGGUCCUACAAUGAAUACAGAAAUGCGUAUUAUCGUCACAUACCAAACGAACCCAACAAAGCUCUGCUGAACUUUGACAAAGUUUCGGUGAGGAAUAGAAUGAAGCAGGCUCUUGCAUACUGGUUGGAGAGAGGUAUAGAUGGAUUCUACUUUUUGGAGCUUGAGAAUAUGAUGUUCCAGGACCAGAGGCUCAACACUCCCAAAACAGAUUGGGUGAAACUAUUGACUAUCUUCAAAGAAUGGAAAGCUGGUGUAGAUGGAGAGAGUGAUACAGCAAAGAUCUUUGUGCUAAGUUCACUGUUCUUGGAUUCAGUGAGGAAUUCUGUUAUAAAAACAACUGUUACACCAGAUGACUUCUUGCCAUACAUACAACUUAUUGAUGUGCCACUCACUCUGACCUCUAUAGCAAAUGCCACUUACCCUCUCGUUGAUGAAAUCAAUAAAGGUCUAGCUUACCAUAGUUCCAAGGAUAAGCCUUGGAUCAGUUUCCACCUGGAGCCCUGGACAUAUAGCCCCUACCCUGCCCACCACCCAGCCAUGGUUCUCUUCCUACUUACCCUCCCUGGAACCCCUUGUCUCAUCAUGGGGGAUGAGGUUAACAUGACACGUCCAGUGGAAGAGAGAAUGCUGGCAUGGCCAUCCGGAGAAAUUACAAAUACAAAGCCGUUCAAUGAGAAUAGCCCAGAUGCCAAUGUUACAACAUACUCAGUCAUCAUCAACAAGCGUAAAGUCGAGUAUGCAUUGAAGACCGAAGGUUAUAGCAGUCUUGCAGGUUACGCAAAUGGAUUCUCAUUCCCUUAUGUAACACAUGAAAUUCUCACUAUUAAGCGGACAUUUCCACGAAAGCUGACAUAUUUUUCUGCAUUGAAUCUUCAACUGGAUUAUGAUCGAAAGCGUGAUUUUGUCAGUAUAACUGAAGAUGUUAUCUAUAUUUUGUCAGACUCUAAAGGGUUGUAUAAUGGCACAAAUCAAGAAAUGAGAGAGUUUGUUCUUAAACCUGGCCAGGGUAUAGUUGCCUCCUUUGAACCAUAGGUGUACCUUGAUAUAUACUUACAGUGAAACCUGGUACAUUGAACACCUGUUAAAGUGUUAGUUUAAAGGAUGGCAUUCAGUUAGAGUCUAAUGUCAAUAUUGAUCAUUGUGUCCUCUCAUCUAGCUUAUGUUACAAUUGUCAUACAAUCUACAAAUUAACACCUUUCAAGAUUCAGAAUCUGGCAGGAGGGAAAUUAAAACAUUUAAUCAACAUAUGAGCCUGGCCAUAGGAAAAC
Molecule: messenger RNA, 2202 nt
Organism: Owenia fusiformis
Lineage: Eukaryota; Metazoa; Annelida; Polychaeta; Sabellida; Oweniidae
Source: the annotation of a GenBank genome assembly